GUAGCCAGAGACCCGCUGUGUGCAUGGCUGUCCUGUAGGUGUCCUGGGCGGGGAGAGGCUGCCUCGUUUGACGUCAGGAGGGGAAACUGUGUGCCCUGUUUCGGGGCAGAGCCUCAGGACGUCUCCCUCAACACGCAAAACCCGAACCCGGUGACCAGAUCCCCUCUGUCGCCUUGGCAACCUAAACCCAGACGGGUGUAGCACCGGGCGCUGUUUAUUCUGGUGACCUCCGCGGCGUAAAGUAGAUCCGAGACACACCGGAUACGACAGCCGUUACCGGGAGAAAGACUUCCGUUGAGGAGCUCGGAGGUGGGAGAGUCGUUUCGGUCGAUAUUUACUAGAAAGCAUCGGCAUGUAGAGGCUCAGUGUCGAGGCCGUCCGUCAUGAAGAAGCGAGCCAACAAGGUGCCGGAGGAGGGCGAGACGUUGUGCUGCUGUGAGUAUGUGAACAGAGUCGGGGAGCGAAGCCAUGUAGCAGCCUGCUGCUGUGACUGUGAGGACCUGGAUGAUGUCUGCGACAGGUUCCUGAAGAGGGAGCCUCAGAAAUCUGGAUCCUUGUCACAGGUGACUGAAGUUUUCACAGAUCGGCUUCGUGUGCCCUGGUUUUGGGGUGGAGCCCGAAAAGUGGACCUGUCCAUCAUCCCUCCUCUUGUUCUCCUUCCUGCCUUGCUACACCUCGCUGCUCUUCAUUUCCUGCUCGGCAUGGUGGUUCUGACAGCUCUGCCCGUUCUGGUUUUGUGGUACUACUACUUCACUCACCGCAAGAAGGGAAGGACACUCUUCUUCCUCAGCCUGGCCCUCUUCUCCCUGGGAUACAUGUACUACUUGUUCCUCACAGAGGUGCGUCCCAGUGGGGAUGUCGGCCAUGUUCAGGUAGCUGUGGUAACUGUAGGGGUCAUACUCACCCUGGCAGCCCUUGUCUACACCAAGAGAGAACCUGGCAUUGUGCGACCAAACCAAGCGUCUGUCCAUAGCACGGUGACGUAUUACGGCCCUCUGCCGGACAGAGACCCUGCCUUCAACGGUGGGAGGCAGGAUGUGACGAUGACAGUAUCCAACCGGGCGGGAUCGUCAGAGCAGGCAGGGGUGGAGCUGAAGGAAAGCAGCCGAAGGAAUUGGUGCCCGGUGUGCAGGGUGGUGCGGCCCCCGAGGGCGGGACAUUGUCGGAUCUGUGGCGUUUGCGUGCUGCGUCUCGACCACCACUGUGUCUGGAUAAACAACUGUGUGGGACAGGCCAAUCACCGCAGCUUCCUGCUUACACUGGUCUUCUUCCUGUUGACGUCCGUGUACGGGAUCAGCCUGGUGCUGCAGACCGUGUGUCCGAAACAACACCUCUUCACCGCCCUGUUCUACUGCCCGGGGGUCUACAACCAGUACAGCACUGCACUUUGCUUUACCUGUGCCUGGUACAGCAGUAUCGUGACCGGUGGGCUCCUACACCUACUGGUGGUGCAGGUGAUCAACGUCAGCUACAACGUGACCGAGCGUGAGGCACGCGUCGCCCUGCGAGACAAAACCGCUCGCAGCGCCUACUGCGGACUCGUCGUGGACACCGGUGUCUACUCUCGAGGUUUCCGUGGCAACUGGGCAGAGUUCAUGACCAUGGGAGAAAAAAUGAAUCUUCCCUCUCCUGCCCCAACAGACCUGGUUGCCUUCAUGGGAGUCAGCACACAAGAACAACGUGAGAGUGAGUAAUCUGUUGAACCUCUUAGGGUCAUUGUCUCCAAGCACACCAUCGGCAACAAGAUGACGUCUCUCCGGAGUUGGUCAGACUUGCACAAAGCAUAGGCUGAACAUUAUUUCAAGGAUGGUGUCUUUGCACUCUACACAUCUCUCCACAAACACUUCGCUGUUGACCUUGUGAAAUGUGUUAUGGAUAUUUAUCACAGAUAAUGAAACAUCUCAGCACAAGCCAUGUAAUCAGGCUAAUUUAAGUUAUACAGUGUGCAAUUUCUGGGGGUCCAGUUGUGUUUGUAUGAAAUACAUUUUAUUUAUUUAUAUUAAAUGAAUGUAAAAAAUG
This is a messenger RNA of Larimichthys crocea (large yellow croaker), 2019 nucleotides long. It is a transcript of the gene zdhhc23b, whose product is annotated as zDHHC palmitoyltransferase 23b. Gene Ontology annotation, cellular component: endoplasmic reticulum; Golgi apparatus. The transcript has 6 exons. Gene Ontology annotation, molecular function: protein-cysteine S-palmitoyltransferase activity. Gene Ontology annotation, biological process: peptidyl-L-cysteine S-palmitoylation; protein targeting to membrane. The record is from RefSeq and is a predicted model, not a curated record. The coding region runs from base 384 to 1694 and encodes 436 amino acids. NCBI's taxonomy places the organism in Eukaryota, Metazoa, Chordata, Actinopteri, Sciaenidae.